Mytilus trossulus (common blue mussel) is the source of this 1635-nucleotide messenger RNA. RefSeq lists its product as uncharacterized. Bases 139 to 1542 code for a protein of 467 amino acids. The record is from RefSeq and is a predicted model, not a curated record. The transcript is spliced from 4 exons. NCBI's taxonomy places the organism in Eukaryota, Metazoa, Mollusca, Bivalvia, Mytilida, Mytilidae.
UCUGAACUUCUUCAGGAUAUUGAAGUAGGAGAAAGCAAUAUCUUGUCUUGGAAGCAGCACUUGGUUCGUUGUGCCAAUCAAGAUAGAUGUAGACAAGCUCUUCUAGGCAGUUUGAAGAAAGAAGAAGUUUUUAUUAUAAUGGACUGGGCGAUGAAAUUCCUGCCCUUGUCAUUUAGGGAAAAACAGUCUGACUGGUAUGCACAAAAAGGCAUAAAUUGGCAUGUGUGUGUGUGCAUUUUCAAAGAUGAUGAAUCAAAUUUGAAGCAUAGGACGUAUACCCAUAUCUUUGACCAGGUGAAGCAAGAUUGGUUUGCUGUUGUGUCUGUGUUGGAACACACAUUAAGAACAGUGAAGAAACAACUCCCCUGUAUUACAACAGCUUACCUCAGAAGUGAUAAUGCAGGUUGUUAUCAUUGUGGAAACACAUUGUUAUCCCUUGAUGGGAUUUCAGAAAGAACUGGAAUCACCAUAAAAAGAUAUGACUUUAGUGAGGCGCAGGAUGGUAAAUCCUAUUGUGAUGCCAAGAUUGCCCAUCUAAGAUGUAAGAUUCGUCAAUAUGUUUCUUCUGGGAAUAAUGUUAAAACAGCAGGCGAUAUGAAGAACGCCAUAGAUUCUUUGGGUGGUGUAAUGGGCUGUCAAUCUUCACACGUCCAGAUAAAUUCCCAAGUAGCUGGAGAAGCCAAUAAGAUCAAGAAUACAUGGAAAGGAAUAUCAAAGAUCUCAAAUAUAGAGUUACGAGAAAAGCAGAUCAUUGCAUUUAAAGCUUUUGGAGUUGGUUGUGGGAAUGUGAUGUCAGAAGAGCAAUUGAAAAAGAUCUGUCCUUCCCAACUGUCUGCAACAGAAAUCGUUGUCAUUUCUGACUUUGUUGUACCAAAAAAGGAAGCAGGCAGCAUUACUUACAAAGCCCAUGAUUUGGUUACUGAUACUAUUGCUGUGGAAUUACCUGUUGACAGCAACCACAAUGAGACCAUGCAACCAUUAUCGAAUAGUAUAUUCACAUGUAUAGAACCUUGUUGCUCAAGAGUGUUCCAGACUUACUCUGGUCUUGAGUCCCACAUACUACUGGGAAACCACCAAAUUAAGUUAAAUAGAAUUUCCACUUAUGACAACAUCAAAAUAAAAUGGAAAGAGUCCUGCUUGAACAUUGCAGAACAUGCUACAGUGUCCAGAGAUUCAAAACUGACUCCAGGUUCACCAUCUUCUGAUAUGGGUUGGGCAAUAAAGAAGGAUAGAAAAAGUCAGAGAUUCACAGAAAAUGUUAAAACAUACCUAAGAGCUAUUUUCAAUGCUGGUGAACAAAGUGGUAGGAAAUCAAAUGCAGACGAUGUCUCUAGAAACAUGCGUGUUUGUAGAGAUGAAAAUGGAAACAAAAUGUUUCAACCAGAAGAAUGCCUUCAACCAAGCCAAAUUGCUUCUUUUUUCUCUCGUCUGUCUGUUAUGACCAGAAAUACAAGACCACAACAAACACUUGACGAUGAAGAUUUGGAGCCAGCCCUUAAUUUGAUUGACGCUAUGGAGGCUAUGGAUGUUUUAAAUUCAUGAUUUGCAUAAAUAUGUACAUUUAUUUACAACUGAUAAUGCAUGAUAGUUAUUUACUAAACAACACAAGGAAAGCUCCAUAUUUCUCAAUCUAGU